Adineta ricciae is the source of this 2034-nucleotide messenger RNA. The record is from the annotation of a GenBank genome assembly. NCBI's taxonomy places the organism in Eukaryota, Metazoa, Rotifera, Eurotatoria, Adinetida, Adinetidae.
AUGCCACAACAGCUGAUUCAUGAAGUAACUUAUAUUUGCAUAUUGAAUGCAUGUUCACACUCUGGUCUUGUUGAUGAAGCUCUCUCAAUUAUUCAAAAGAUUCCAGUGAAAACAGCAGCAGUCUGGACAACUAUGCAUUGUUAUCAGGUGCAAGAAACGACAAGAACGCUCAAUCUCCUCCUCGAUCAGAUGAAAUUUAUCGUGAAGUGCGAGAAAAUGUCCGAGGAAUUAGUUGCACACGGUCAUGAAUAUGAUUCGAAUCGGAUAAUGCGACCAAUGACUGAAGAUGGAAGUGUCGAAUCGAUUCUCUGUGGUUACAGUGAACGAAUUCAAAUCCCGGAGAACUUGAGAAUGUAUGACAAUUGUCAUCGAGGAACGAAAUUGAUAGUUGUGAAUCGAAUCCAUCACUUCCACAAAAAAGGUCAAUGCUCAUAUACGAAUAAGUUUUGCUCGGUCUUACUGGACAUUGGACGUGGUAUGAAGAAAAGGAUGAGAAAAGAAAAAGAUGAAGAAACAAAUAUCUUUGAAUCAAAAACUGCAAAGCAUUUUCCAAUGACUACAACUACAACAUCAGAUCAACAAUCAGAAAUGACCGAUGAAAAUCUUGCUAUCACAUCCGAUGAACAACUUUCGCAGAUAAUCGACUCAAUUAAUCUUUCAACUGCCUGUGAAGAUUCAACAAAUGAUGAUUCACAAGUUCAACUAUCGACAGCAGCUACUCGAACGUCAGGGCAAACAGCUAUUGGUGCUAAGCUCGUUAAAAAACUCGAAACACUAGCUGCAACUUCAAAAGAAAACAGCGAUAAAAGUUCAUCACCGACAGCAACGGGCAACGAUGCAUCUUCAUUGAUAAUGAAUGAUCCAGAAUCACGUCGAAAUAUCACUAAACUUGCCAAAAGUAUUAUGAAAGGUUUAACAGAUUCAGAUACAGAAAAAAAUCUCUUGACAUUGGCGACAAAAGUCGCUGAAUUACAGGAGCAACAACGAACGUUACUGACGAAAAGUAAUGAACUAGAAAAACGUACCACAACAUACACACGUGAACGGGAUCAUAUUUCACUUGAAAACAGUCGAAUAAUAGCUGCGAAAACGAAAUUAGAAAGUCUCUGUCGUGAACUCCAUAAGCAUAAUCAACAAAUACGCGAAGAAAGUGCACAACAGCAACGUGAAGAUGAAGCAAAACGUCGCGAGUUAGCAACAAAAUUCCAAACAACAAUUGAUGAAAUUGCUGCUCAACUCAAUGAUUAUAGCGAGAAAUCGGCCGCAUUACGUGAACAAAAUAUUCAGUUAUCUGAACAACUACCCAAUGUUGUGAAAAACUACGAAUUACGUCAAAAGGAACUGGAAACUGCGCUGAAGAAACGAGAGUUAGAAUUACGUUUAACCGAAGCAACGUUAGAACAAAGUAAUACUUUAUUGAACGAACGAAACGAAUUAGUCAAACAAGAAAAACAAGUGAGCGAAGCGGAACGAUUAUUGCUAAAUAAGAAAUGCGAAGAAUUGGCCGAAUCGGAAAAAACACUACGUGUUCAAGUUCAAGAAUAUUCCGAUCGAUAUAAAGAAUUUCAAGGUGCGAUUCAAUCAAGUAGCCAAAAAGUUAGCUCAUGCCAUGGCGAAAUUGAGAAAAUGGGAAAGAAAAUCAAGAAGUUAGAAAAAGAACGAGGCGAUUUUCAACGCCGAUGGGAAAUUUCUGAACAAAAUCAGAAAAAAGCAUCCGAAGAUUAUCGACUUUUGGAAAAGGAAAAACGACAAAUCGAUACAAAACUUGAAAAAUUUGAUAAACUAAGUCGAGCUUUACAACAAGAACGAACUGAGCUACAAACAACAAUUAAAAAUCUAUCCAAAUCAUCAAAUGACGGUGAUCAGUCGACUGUCGUUGCCGAUUCAUCAGAAAAGGUUUCCAAUGGACAUCAUGAAUCAAAAACUGAUUCAGUGACACCAAUAAGUACAGUUACAGAUGAAAAUACUCCGAAUGCUGAGCCAGCCAAUCUCUAUGAUAGUGAAUUAGGUCGUAUUGCGAACACAGUUGAUUAA